Messenger RNA from Benincasa hispida (wax gourd), 2016 nucleotides. Its product is annotated as B3 domain-containing transcription factor NGA1-like. Gene Ontology annotation, molecular function: DNA-binding transcription factor activity; DNA binding. Lineage: Eukaryota; Viridiplantae; Streptophyta; Magnoliopsida; Cucurbitales; Cucurbitaceae. The record is from RefSeq and is a predicted model, not a curated record.
AUUAUUUAUUCAAUACCUUACCAUACCCCCUUCUCUCUAUUAUAUCCCUUUCUGGGUUCCCUUAAUUCUAUACCCUCUAAGAAAAAAAACCCUCCCUUUCAAAAAAAGCUUCAAUUUUUCCAUCUGGGUUUUGUGCUUCAUUCUUGUUUCUCUUCAAAUUUUUUUGUUUUUCUUUUGUGGAUCUUUACCUUUUUUUUCUUAUAUGUAAUUUUACUAUAGAUAUUUAUAUAUAUAUACCCUAACUACUACUACUACUACUACUUUUCUACUUGGUGUGUUGUUUGAGAUCCAAUUUCUUCAUAAAAAUUAAAUUACUUUCUUUCAAAUUCAUGGAUGAUUUUGGUUCAUCUUCUAGAUUUCAUCAUCAUGAGUACUACAACUUUCAAAGCAGCAGCAGCAACAACAACAAUAGAAGAAGAAGAAGCAGAGAUUUUGAUGAUGAGGAACAACAACAACAACAAGAUCAAGAAAUGGAAGACUCUUGUAACAACAACAACAAUAAUAACAAUUGUUCUGUUUUUGUAGAGAAAGAGCACAUGUUUGACAAGGUUGUAACUCCAAGCGAUGUGGGAAAAUUAAACCGUUUAGUUAUCCCAAAACAACAUGCUGAAAAGUACUUCCCACUUGAUUCUUCAUCCAACGAAAAAGGUCUUCUUUUAAACUUUGAAGAUCGCGGUGGUAAGCUAUGGCGGUUCCGUUACUCUUACUGGACUAGCAGCCAAAGCUAUGUGAUGACCAAAGGCUGGAGCCGCUUUGUCAAAGACAAAAGACUCGAUGCUGGUGAUAUUGUCUCUUUUCAAAGACCCCUUCAUCAUAAUAAAGAUCGUUUUUUUAUCGAUUGGCGACGCCGCCCGCCGCAUCCGACGGUCGACACACCUUUAUAUUUCCACUGUGGCGGCGGCGGUAGCGGCAGCAGCGGAGGUGGUGGCCAAUUUCCUCCUCAUCAUCACCAUUUUCAGCUUCACGGCCAGUGGAAUAAUAAUCCAGUGGCCACACCCUUAUCUUUACAUAGGGACCACGUCCUCCACUUGCCGCACAAUAAUAAUAAUGUGAGUUUAUUUCAUAAUACUUAUAAUCAUCAUCAUUAUCAUCAUCAUCAUAAUCGCCAUCCCAUUCUUGACGGUCCAUAUGAUGGAUCGUCGGUUUUUUACCAUUUGAGAUCCCCUACCGCACCACUGCAGAUAGAGGCGGUACCAGUUAUAGGGGAUGGAAAUGGUGGUGAUGGUGAUGGCAGUGGUGGUCGUCGUGAAAUUGGGAAAACGGCUGCAGCUAAGACGACAUUGAGGCUUUUUGGUGUUAAUAUGGAAUGUGCCGUAUCUGAAGAUCAGUGUGGUGAUGAUGAAUGUGACAUAGCAACAACUUCCAUGACGAUAAUGUCGCCGUCGUCAUCUCAAUUCCAUGUUUAUAAUGGAAUGCCAAUGCCGAUGCUGAUGCCCAUGUCGAUGCAGAUGCCAACAAACAAUAACAACAUAUCAACAACCAUGGAGUUUUUCGAGAAAGGGAAGUCGCCGAUGUCGUCGUCUUUUGAUUUUGGAACUUGACAAACUGAAUCCACAUCUCCAAAGAAAAAAAAAAACAAAGCUUCUUGGACAAAUGCAGAUGAAAAUCAAACGGGUCUUUUUGGAUUAAACUUCAGCAACAAGAGUCCAUAGAGCAUGUGGUGAUUGCUGUCUCUAAUUCCUUGGAAAAAUGGCAAAGCCCAUGCAGGUUUUGACAGAUAAAAGUGUUUCUGAGAGAUGGCCUUUUAAAAGUUUUUGAAGAUAUAUAUAUAUAUGACAGUGGAAGCAAAUUACUUCAUUUUCCUUCUGAUUAGUUGCUUCAUUUUGUUGACAAUCACACUCACAAGAAGCCAGUUUGGUGGAGAAUAUUAUAGGUUUUGAGAACUUUCCAAGGUGUGUAUCUAGUUUUGACAAUGUUAAAUUUUCUAGUUUCUCUCUAUUGUGUAAAACAAUCUAACAUGCUUUAGCAAUAUUUUUUUUAAAAAAAUAUUUACCACUACCUGAUCUAUUAUUUCCA